AUGCACUGGAACCUAUUUCAUCAGGACCCCGACGAGAAUCGUGGCCUGCCUAGAUAUCAUUCUUCUGUCUUGGUUCCGUUCUGUGCUAACUAUGAGGAAGCAAUGAAGACACUGAUCGCGGCCUUCAACGUCCCAGAACUCACGGAACUCCACAAGAGUAGCGCGCCCGGUAUGAUAUCUUUGAAGUGCGGGAUCAAGAAGCCGGACGGGGAGAUGUACGCUUGGGCGAAAGUAUCUCCUGAGCAUUGGGAGAGAGUUAUCACGCCCGCAGACGAUAUCAGCGUGUUUGUGAAAGCCAGGCUUCCCGGAGGUGAUCAGCCUCAAGAGAGGCUCUGGCGUCAUCGACGAGACUCGAUCAAUCGCCCGAAACUCGUUUCACUGAGGUGCGAGGGCGUCGAAGAGGGUCUGGUAAUUCCGACGCCUGCAACAUACGGUAUGCUACGCCUGAAUGCUUGGGAGGUGUUUGUAAAGCACAAGGAUAAAGCAGUGGAGGAUGUUCGUCUUCUGGUGCACACGUUCGACCAAGGUCAAGAUCAUGGAGUUUGGUCGAACUUUUCGGAUUCUAGCUCGGUGGCGGCUUCCAUUUCUGGCAUACAGCCUUCUCUCGUUUCCAAGAAUUACGGCAAAUUUUUCAUCACACGUGGACGAUAUUUCAUUAUCCCAGUCCAAACUCUCCCUCAACACCUUUCCAAGGCAAAAACGGCGGCGAGCAUGGCCACAAAGUCAGAGCGAUCGCUUGUCAGCUUGUUCGUACUUCAAGAUGUCGGAUCAUACGAUUAUGACUCGUCUGCGCUCGUUCCUUUCUCCUUUGACUAUGAGGUUGUUCUAUCCUCGGCUUCUCACCGUCUAGGACGCGAAGAAAUAUACCGCACCUACAUGCAACAACACCGGGGUGUAUUGCCAGGCCGGGCUCUUUUCCUGAAGUGCCGCGUUCGUAAUGGGAAUGGCGAAGACAUCUGGGCUGUAGUCGGGUCCACGGACUGGUCAAGCAUCGUUACGCCCAACGACGAAAUCGGCAUAUUUUGGCACCAAGCUCCAGGAAAGCCAAAGGCAGACCCGCAACCGGAAGCGCAGGAUGGAAAAUCGGAAACGAAAUCGGACACGAAAGUCAAAUUCGUCUCGCUAGCAGACCACCUGGGUAACAAAUCCGUACUAAUUGCCCUUUCCAAAACCUUCGAGGAAGUGAACAAAGCAGUGGAGACCCACAGAAUGAGCUGGCUCCAAGGCACCUAUCUCACGGCCCGUGUUGAAAAUGGGGAAGGCGGCUUAGUGUGGCCAGCAGUCGGGGCAGAGUUCUACGAUGAUGCUGUCAAGACAUCCCAGGAGGAGAUAUUGCAUCUGAGGGUGAUGCCUAGAUGGUGA
This is a messenger RNA of Cyclocybe aegerita, 1362 nucleotides long. The record is from the annotation of a GenBank genome assembly. Lineage: Eukaryota; Fungi; Basidiomycota; Agaricomycetes; Agaricales; Hemipholiotaceae.